Molecule: messenger RNA, 1966 nt
Organism: Phascolarctos cinereus (koala)
Lineage: Eukaryota; Metazoa; Chordata; Mammalia; Diprotodontia; Phascolarctidae
Source: RefSeq, a predicted model, not a curated record
CUUUUUGAGAAAACCAACAAACACCACUUCUUCCACAGUCUGGCUCUGCUCUGCGUCCCCCUCUGUAGCAAGCAGAUUUGGGCGGAAGGUUUCGAACGGAUCUGGAUACAGUUUACCCCUCCGGAAUUGAACAGCCGGAGCCCGCCUGGUACCUCCCGCAGUUCUGGGGAGUAGGGGCUGCUUUACUGUAAGCGGUGGAGAAGAGGCGUCCGAUUAGGGCGGAAGACACUCCUCACCGGACACAGACAUCCCUCUCCAUGGCAGGUUACAUACCCCCCAAAGGCUAUGCCCCAUCACCCCCAUACCCAGUGACCCAGUCUGCCUCAUAUUCCAAUCCUGCUCCUGGUCCAGGCCACAUUGUCAACCUCUUCCCUUCCCCUGGUCCUGUGGCCCCCCUGGAACCAGAACCAGUUACUGUUCCCUUUCUGCAAUUGCCUGGCGUCCCUUCCGGCCUGGAAUUCCUUGUACAGAUCGAUCAGAUCCUGAUUCAUCAGAAGAUUGAGCGGGUGAAAGCAUUUUUUGGCUGGGAUGUCUGUAACCGAUAUGAGCUACAUUCUGGAGCAGGGCUACCACUGGGCCAGGCAGUUGAGGAAAGCAGCUGCUGUGCCCGUCUCUGCUGUGGGGCUCGCCGGCCCAUGCGUAUCCGUGUGGCUGAUCCCAGGAACCGUGAGGUCCUGCACUUGAUCCGCCCUCUCCAUUGUGGGUCCUGUUGCUGCCCCUGUUGCCUUCAGGAGCUGGAAGUACAGGCUCCCCCUGGCACAACUGUUGGGCAUGUACUGCAGACCUGGCAUCCCUUCCUGCCCAAGUUCUCAAUUCAGGAUGCAGAUCGCCAGACACUGCUUCGAGUUGUGGGGCCAUGCUGUGCCUGUGGUUGUGGCAGUGACACCAACUUUGAGGUGAAGACUAAGGAUGAAUCACGGAGUGUGGGUCGGAUCAGUAAACAGUGGGGAGGCAUUGUGCCAGAGGCCCUCACUGAUGCAGACCAGUUUGGCCUCCAGUUCCCCCUGGACCUUGAUGUUCGAUUGAAGGCUGUGCUGCUGGGGGCAGCCUUUCUCAUUGAUUACGUGUUUUUUGAGAAGCCAGGAGAUGCCAAUCCGGGGCCCUCAGUCGUCACCAGUUAGAGGCUGUCCAUGUAAUCAAAGAUAGGUAUCCUGGCCACAGAAUUCCAAGACGUCUACCACCACCCUGGCCUGGCCCCAGGAUCAAAGAUGGCCACUGCCACCCUCCAAGAUGAUGGUGCCUUGAGGAGACAGAUCUAGGAGUGGAGGCUAGGGCACGGGUACCCCAAAGAGACUUUGAAAACCUUCAUUUUGAAGACUGAGGCUCUAUUCCCUACAAGGAGUAAAUACGAGAAGAAAUGCUGCGUGUGCUGAAUGCUAAGGGUUUUUGUUUUAGGCCCCUUCCUCUUUUGGAUCCUUCAACGUGACCCCUAACUCCCAGUGAUGGCCAUCACUACUUCUCAUUGAUGUCUUGCUCCAUAAAGAUUAUACCAUACCAUUCUCACUCCGCUUUCCCUGGUAGCCCUCUCCAUCCUUCUCUAUCCCCUGUUCUAUAUUUAUCCCCAGGCACUAGCCAUCUUCCCCUUCCCCUUAUUUACAUUUUUCUACCUCCUCUGCUCCCGAUCUGACUCCAUCCUAUCUUCCAGCAUCAUACUAUCAAAAGGAAAAAUAGAUGUAGUGGCUGAGGGAUUUUAUUAUAUCAGUAGCACCCCCCACCAAAAAAAAAUGCUAGAAUCGUAGACCUUUUUAAGUCUUCCUUUUACAAAUGAGGAAGCUGAGGUUAAGUAAAAGUAAAUUGACCAAAGUCACAUAGUGAAUUAGUACUGGGGGCAGGGCUCAAUCCCAAGUCUUCUGGCUGUUAGGCCAGUGAUUUUUUCCCUCUCAUUUUACAACAUACGUUUUCUUCCUUGGCCAACAUAAACCCAAUCCCCCUGGAACCCUUCUUGGACCCAUGGCACUUUGAGAGG